UCCUUUCUAUAAAAGUGAACUAAAAAAAAAAAGUAAAAGAAGGAAAAUGAAAAACCAACAACUCCCCGAACCCCCCAAACAAGCCGCCUACAACCAGCCCUCCAACCCCGUCUCGCACACUCCCGCGGAACAACGCAUUCUCUCUACCCACCAGCAACAGCCCCUAUUAUCUCAAUUUACCAGGCAGGGGGCGAGGGUUACUCGGCAUGCAGGGGAUAUUGACGUCGACGCAGCCAAAGACACAUCCCACCAUCCCUCUUCUUCGUCAUCGCCCUAUCCCUCUGCUUCCAGCGCCAACACCAGCCCCGAUAUCAAAAACGAUAUAAACAUAGGCUACGGCGUCGAACAACAACCCAGCGAAGGAUAUAUCGCGCAUGCCGUCAAGGACGAUUCCCGAGAUAACGUCAUCAACAACAAUAUCAAAGAUGAUAGCCCCAGGGAACACCUCGAAGGAUGCGACGGCUACGACGAAGAAGACGACCUAAUGGCGCACAUGGGCCGCAAACGCAGAGAGCAUGAUCGGGUGCUGCGCGAGAGACUGGAGGGGUCGUCGCCUGGGACGGACGUCGGGAGUGUGGAGAGGGAGGCGCUGAGACGGCGGAAGAUGGAGGAGGAGAGGUUGGAUGUUGUGGGGGCUGUGAGGAGGGGAACGGGGUCGCCGGUUGUUUGACCUUUUUUUGCUUCUUUAUUUAUGAUUUCAUGGAUUGGAUGGGAUGAAAUGGGAUGGGUGGGAGUGUUGUUGUUUGUUGAGGGUUGAGUUUGAUAUGCUAGUUGAUUCAAGUGAAGUAAAUAUGCAUUGGGUA
Molecule: messenger RNA, 803 nt
Organism: Aspergillus candidus
Lineage: Eukaryota; Fungi; Ascomycota; Eurotiomycetes; Eurotiales; Aspergillaceae
Exons: 1
Coding region: 47-670 (207 amino acids)
Source: RefSeq, a predicted model, not a curated record